Molecule: messenger RNA, 1638 nt
Organism: Chanos chanos (milkfish)
Lineage: Eukaryota; Metazoa; Chordata; Actinopteri; Gonorynchiformes; Chanidae
Gene: odad3
Product: outer dynein arm docking complex subunit 3
Exons: 13
Coding region: 1-1638 (545 amino acids)
Biological process (GO): outer dynein arm assembly; cilium movement
Cellular component (GO): ciliary rootlet; ciliary basal body; cilium
Source: RefSeq, a predicted model, not a curated record
AUGCCCGGUGCGUUUAGCUCUGGGGGUAUUAAGCCUCCUAUCCAUGAACAAAUAACGGAGCUACAGCGGAAAAUCCAGCUACUUGAGGGAGACAGAACAGCAUACUAUGAGAGUUCUCAGUCAGCGAUUAAAAAGAACAGAGAAACCAUUCAACAGCUGCGUCAAGAAAACAAAAAACUGCACAAGAAAUUGGCAGACGGUGAUGAGGACAUUAUUAAAGAUGCUUUUCAAAGUCAUGGACAAGAGAGAGGAGCAUUCCGGAAGAUGUCUGCGAAGACAGCACUUAGAGUACUGGAUCAAAAAGUCUGUGACAAGGCGAAGAAACUAAAUGCCUUAAAACACACCACCCAAACUUACAAGAGACGUUUGGAGGAUCUUCGACUGCAGUACAAAAGUAUGAAGCAUAAGAACAAAGGCCCGUCUCUGCCUGUGAAACAAAGAGAGGAGGAAGCAAAGAACUUGCGCGCGCUGGAGAACAGGCUAGAGAAAGCCCAGCUGAAAUGUCAGGAGGCUGAACACAUAAUGAGAGGAUACCAGAAACUGAAAGCUCACUUACAGGAGGAGAGCUUGACGUACCAGACCCAGCUGGAUGAACUGGAGGCUGAGAUCCUGAGGCAAAGGCAGGAGCUGAAAGACCUUCAGAUCAUGAGCAGUGACGCACAGCUCUCCAAGGAUGCCGCUAGGGCUGAGCUCCAGCGUCAGGAGGAAAGGUUGUACAGAGAACGCAGAGAGAGGGAACGCGUUCUCAAUCGUUAUAAGAAACUGGCGGAGGAGCGUAAAGCCCAGGCAGAGAGAUUAGAGAGAAGGGCUCAGCGUGCGACCAUGCACCCAGACGAGCUGAGCAGCGAGGCCCAGCGCAGUACCACCGCAGUGGGGGAGGAAGAGAAGGCCAUCUCCUCUUUUGAGGAAGCCUUCCGUCGCAUUAAAGAAGCCACCGGGGUCACUGACACCCAGGAAGUGGUAGAUAGAUUCAUCUCUCAGGGAGACACACAGAAGCAUCUGGAGGAGAUGAAAGAGGAGAACAUGAGAAUAUUGCUUCAGCUGAAAGAGGAGAGAGACAGACUGCAGGUGCAGUUUGAGGAAAUGAAGUACUCUGGAGAGAGUAAACUGUCCAGCAGGCAACAGAUGCUUGAUGAAUGCAGGUGUCAUCUGAAGCGGGAGCAGCAGCGUUGUGAUGAAGCUAAAGAGCGGCUGGACUGGUUGACCCGCACACUCAACACAGUGCGCGCAGGAGUGGAGCAUCUCUGUGACAAACUGCAGCACAUCUCACUGGCUGGCGGCCCCGUGCCCCAGCUGCCCGCUGACUCCGAGGAGUAUGUGGUGGAGCUUCUCUCCCAGUCAGAGAGGAAGUUGAUGCUGAUACACGAGGAACUGCGGGGCAAAGACCUGGCGACUCUAACGAAGGAGAUGGAGGAUGAGGAGUAUCACACCAGCAUUGAGGGCAAGCUGCCCAACUACAACACCCGAAUUCAGCUUCCUGAGGCUCAAAGACUGGACCCCUAUGAUGACGAGGAGGAGAGCGGAGACGACGAGAGUGACAUCAUCACGCGGGCGACCCUCAAACGCCAGUCCCAACUCAUCAUCGACUCCAAGACCAAAAGGAAAACUCGCACCAAAAAGAAGAAGGGCAAACUUUGA